Botrytis fragariae is the source of this 1335-nucleotide messenger RNA. Its product is annotated as putative curved dna-binding protein. The record is from RefSeq and is a predicted model, not a curated record. Bases 1 to 1335 code for a protein of 444 amino acids. NCBI's taxonomy places the organism in Eukaryota, Fungi, Ascomycota, Leotiomycetes, Helotiales, Sclerotiniaceae. The transcript has 3 exons.
AUGGCGCCCGUACAGAUCACAGAAGAUUAUUACGCCGUCCUUGAGAUUGAGCAAACGGCUACUCAAGAUCUAAUAAUUCGAUCCUAUAGAAGGCUUGCGCUUAAACUGCAUCCUGAUCGAAAUGAUAAAGCUGAUGCCACGGAGGCGUUUCAAUUGCUUGCAAAAGCCUACGAGACGUUGAAAGAUGAGAGCAAACGCCGCAUCUACGACAUCAAGUACCCCUCCAUCAAAAAGAGUGGAACAAUGCCCCAGAGCAGUUCAACGCCUCAAUACAAACCGGAACCUCAAGCAUCCGCUUCUGCGUCGUCCAAACUCACUGAUGCGGCGCAAAUUGCUGCACUGCAAAAGGCGAAGCAGGAACGUGCGGCGCGAUGGUCGACCAAGAAGAAUGCAUUUGAGUCUGUGAUCUCGCGGUUGCAGAAGGAUAUUCAGAGUUUAAAGCAGUCAAUUGAGCUUUUGAAGAAAAAUGACGCUGUCGAAGACAUGGAAGAGGCAUGGAGAAAUGGUUGGGGCGCGUGGCUGUUAUCUCCACUCGUCAAGAGGGCAGUGGUUAGUGAGGAUGAAAAAGAGCGGAAGGACAGGAGCAGACAGGAACGGAAGAUUGAGAUGGAUCUGAAGGAGCGACGGAUUGGAGUGAAGAGUGUCGAACUGGAUAAGGAGAAAGAUUUGCUGCAAACGGCGCAAAGAGAAGUGGAACUUGCCGAUCAGGUUGAUGAUGGGAAAUUAAGAAUGAUUGAAGAUAGAAUCAAGGCUAAAGAACGGAGGCAAGCAGAUGAAAGAGCGAGGGUAUACAGAGAAAGAAUGGCAGAGGCUCGGAAAAAAGAGCAAGAAGAGCGAGACAGGGAAGCAGCAGAAGAAUUGAGAAAACGUGAAGAGGAGUGGAAGAUAUAUCAUGAAGAGAUGAUGAAAUGCAAAGCAGAACGACAAGCUGCAUUAGAGAAGUCGAGAAAAGAAGAAGCGGAGCAGCGAGCAGCAGCACAGAAACUCCGGGAGGAGCGAGACAGACAAUGGAAAAUUGACAUCGAUGACAGAAACAAAUGGAACAACCACUACAACCACUACAACCUCUCUGACCACGAUGAUGACUUCUUUGCAGCGAGGGAAACUCUGCACAAACCUCUUGACUGUCGACAUGGCGGCUGGUGGCCGAAGAUUGAAGGCCGAGAUGACUGUCCGCAGUGUUAUGAAAGCUGGACGCCGAUAUACGACCGAGAAGGGGACGGCAUCUGUGAGCAAGAGCGAGAAGCCCCAGUCCAAAGCCGUUUGGGCGCCGGGGAAAGAGCCGAAACCCAGAGCGAUAUACAGAUUAUGACUCUUAUUAAUGCGGAUUUUUAA